ACCAGGAGCAAUGACAGGGUUUUCCUCUCCAUGUGGCGCAUGCAAGUUCCUUCGGAGGAGGUGCGUGAACGGGUGUGCCUUCGCCCCGCACUUCUGCCAUGAGCAAGGGGCUGCCCAUUUUGCCGCAAUUCAUAAGGUCUUUGGUGCAAGCAAUGCCUCAAAGCUUCUCAUGAGCCUCCCGGCGACCGACCGCCGCGAGGCCGCGGCCACCAUCUCCUACGAGGCACAGGCCAGGCUACAUGAUCCGGUAUAUGGUUGCGUCGCGCACAUAUUCGCUCUGCAGCAACAGGUUGUAAAUCUGCAAGCACAAUUGGAGUCGCUCAAAGCUCAGGAACCAGUACAAGGGCGCACAAAUACUUGUUCCGUGUCAAGCCCUGAAGAAGACAGUAUUAAGGCCAAGGCUAUGGCUUAUCAGAAAGGGGAAGCUAGGAUGCCACAGCCAGGACAUUCAGUCAAGAUUGAAAGAGAGAGAUACUUCGGAAAUGACGCCAUGACCUCCUGCACUUCCAUGCAGUAUUCUCAGGAUUACAACAGUUCACAUGUAUACGCAACCGACUAUCCGGCGUCGUUUAAUGAUGACAGUAUCCACAGUAGCACCAUGUUCCCCGUUGAUAUGCAAGAAUAUCUGCAAGAGAGUGGGUAUUAUGAUGCUGAGGGCCUCUAGUUGGUUGCCUUUGCAUAUAUCAACUAGGUGUCACAGCAUGUGCUUGGUAACUGCAAAACUACCAGCAGUCCUCUUUCGGUCCAAUUCUAAACCGUGGACGACCAUUGUAGCUAGAAUGUUCCAUGAGCAGCCUGUACUAGAAUGCUGAAUCAAGCAGGGUGAAGUGACAAAUGUUUUCCACUAACCAUCAACUGAAACAAUACGUGUAAUGGAAGUUAAGAUCCGAUUCGGUGGAAAUCAACUAAAUAACUACGUACUGACACAUGCGCCAAACUGCCCACCGACUGGGGGUUCACCAGCUGGGAAAGUCUCAUGUCAUAAUAAUGGAAUUAAUUAGGAGAUGUGGUAUGCAAGCCCUACUUGGCGAAAUGGCGGCCAUGGUUUUCGUGGAUUAGGAGGAGGCAUUUCAUCGAACAGGUUGA
Molecule: messenger RNA, 1086 nt
Organism: Triticum dicoccoides
Lineage: Eukaryota; Viridiplantae; Streptophyta; Magnoliopsida; Poales; Poaceae
Product: LOB domain-containing protein 14-like
Exons: 2
Coding region: 11-664 (217 amino acids)
Biological process (GO): hormone-mediated signaling pathway; positive regulation of DNA-templated transcription
Cellular component (GO): nucleus
Source: RefSeq, a predicted model, not a curated record